AUGAGCACUCGUGACACACCUGUUGCUUUUGUUAAGAAGUGGAUUCAGCAACAAACCAAGUUAAUCCUGCCGCCUCAAUGGAAUGGGGGUUGGGAGCGAUGGGCUCAGGGCCAGAUCGCAUUAUUAAUGGAAGGUCAAGACGGUUAUCAGGUCUGGACGGAGCAAAACAUCUAUCUCGAUCACCCAAACUGGGCUGUUGAUCUUGAGUUCCGAAGACCUCCCGGUGUGGCGGGUGUUCGAAAGUUUCUCGAGCUCAAGUGCUACAGCGAAGUUAACAAUGACUCAGCCUCCAAGUUCAUCGAUCGCGUGUUGCAAGACUUUAAAAAGGUCAGUCAACAGAAACUGACCCAUGGUGUGCCGCACGAGCCCGACGCAAAAGGUUCAACUUUAUGGGUCAUUGGCAUCUCGCAGACGCAGUUUAGAGGCAACAUCGAGCGCGCCGGGGCCGGUAAUAUAGACUGGCUGCGGUUUGGGCGUGAGGAGGCUCGAAGUUCUGGGGGCACCAGUGACCGGGACACAUUUGAUAUCUGGUACCGGAGCGUCGUAAACAACAAAUAG
Metarhizium acridum CQMa 102 is the source of this 558-nucleotide messenger RNA. RefSeq lists its product as uncharacterized. The record is from RefSeq and is a predicted model, not a curated record. NCBI's taxonomy places the organism in Eukaryota, Fungi, Ascomycota, Sordariomycetes, Hypocreales, Clavicipitaceae.